Messenger RNA from Seminavis robusta, 816 nucleotides. NCBI's taxonomy places the organism in Eukaryota, Bacillariophyta, Bacillariophyceae, Naviculales, Naviculaceae. The record is from the annotation of a GenBank genome assembly.
AUGAAAGAUUCCAGAUCCUUUGAUAGCCGCGGCUCCGAUCCGCCGGCUGUUGAAAUUGUGGGCAGCGAAACUGAGUUUGACUUGGGUAGCGUGAACCUCAAUCCUCCUCCUCCUCUUGAAGAUGAGAGAGUUGGCGAUGUGGUUCUGCCCUCGGUUCUCAGCGAGCAAAGAGGAACAUCCAUCAAUGAAGGUCGCGCGGGACGCCCCUCUACUGGCACUCUGAGUAGAGAGGAAGCAGCAGGUAAGCAAGGCAUCUUGGCGAGGAUUGUUGUCGUUGGCAGUACUUUUGGAGACCUCCAUUGCGGUGGCAUCAUAGGAGGAAUUAAGGGUGGCAAAAUCUGCUUGAGCGGGGCGUGUCGAAUUGCCUCUCACAAAACCCACAGAUUCAAGGUCAGGCUGGAUGGGUUCGUGAAAGACAAAGACAAGAAGAAGCACUUUGCCUGGGUCGAACCCACAGUUAACUUAUCGCAAUGUCCAACAGAAGUCCAAGUGGAUAUCAGAUCUUGGAGUGUAUCUGAUCAGCCAAUUGACGCUCUCUGUACAGCGUUCGAGGAUCGAAUUGCAUCAGUAAGAGGUUUUGCGGCUGAGGUGCCUGCCUCGGUAUCAUGGGCUACCUCAGCUCCGGUACACAAGACAGUCAAGCAAUUGGCUACGUCGUUCCGCAAUGUGGCCACUCCUAUGAAGAUGAACAUUCAUAUCAAGCAAGAACAAGAGAAAGUUGCUCGUGAACAGGCAAAGCUCGAACAAACUCUUGCUGGUGGCAUCAAUAAAAACCCCUCAAAGACGCUCUCAAGGAAGUUCAAGAUGGUCCAGUAA